UCGCUGUGCCCCAGCACCCCCGGUGUUCCUGUCCAGCAUGGCCAAGCGCUCGCUGCUGCUGCUGCUAGCCGUGUGGGUGCUGGCCGGGGAGCUGUGGCUGAGCGCGGAGGCCCGUGCGCCCUACGGAGUGAGGCUUUGCGGCCGAGAAUUCAUCCGGGCGGUCAUCUUCACCUGUGGGAGCUCCCGGUGGAGACGGUCGGACAUCCUGGCCCGUGAAGCUACAGACACUGACUCUGACACAGACAGUGAGCUGGAUGAAGCAGCAGCCUCCAGCACAUGGCUGGCCCUGACCAAGGACCCCCGGGCUUUCACUGAAGACCGACCUGGCUGGCAGGGAACUCCAGGGGCUCUGCGAGGUGGCCGCGAUGUCCUGGAUGGCCUCUCUAGCAACUGCUGCAAGUGGGGGUGCAGUAAGAGUGAAAUCAGCAGCCUCUGCUAGACCAGUGACUGGGCGGCCAGGCCCAGGGGCCAGCUGGGCCCCUGUCUCUGGCAGGUCAUGCAUGCAGUCAUCAGGAAGUCAGGGGUGUGCACUUGUCCAGAGUCCCCCCCAACUAAUGACCCUAACCUUUGAUCAGCCUCUCCUAAACCUAAGCAAAUUCCCCCUACCUGGCCAAAUGAGAACCUCUGACCUUGACCUCUGACCUCUCCUUCGGUCACAUCAUGCCUUUGCCUGGCCUAUACUGUUCCCUGCUGCAGCGGCGCCCCUAUUGUACCGAAACUGGCCACAUGGGCACCUUGGCCCAAACUUGUGAUUCUCCCUUGCCCCACCUGUGGCCACUCUUCCGCAUUAAGCCCCUGCUCCAUUCCAGCCUUGACUCAUUGCCUUCUCCCUGCCUUCCAGCCCCUCCCCCUCCACCCCCACCGGCUGGGGUUCUAAAGCUGUGGACCCUAGAAUAAUGGUGGUCCCCCUGCACCCACACUGGAGGGCGGGGAGGCUCGGUGAGGGGACGGAUCGACUCCAACAAUAAAAGUUCCAAAGGAC
This is a messenger RNA of Suricata suricatta (meerkat), 982 nucleotides long. It is a transcript of the gene RLN3, whose product is annotated as relaxin 3. Lineage: Eukaryota; Metazoa; Chordata; Mammalia; Carnivora; Herpestidae. Gene Ontology annotation, cellular component: extracellular region. Bases 38 to 439 code for a protein of 133 amino acids. The transcript has 2 exons. The record is from RefSeq and is a predicted model, not a curated record. Gene Ontology annotation, molecular function: hormone activity.